This is a messenger RNA of Pyrgilauda ruficollis (rufous-necked snowfinch), 1257 nucleotides long. RefSeq names its product Wnt family member 7A (gene WNT7A). Gene Ontology annotation, molecular function: cytokine activity; frizzled binding. Gene Ontology annotation, cellular component: extracellular region. Bases 65 to 1114 code for a protein of 349 amino acids. Gene Ontology annotation, biological process: multicellular organism development; cell fate commitment; canonical Wnt signaling pathway. Lineage: Eukaryota; Metazoa; Chordata; Aves; Passeriformes; Passeridae. The transcript has 4 exons. The record is from RefSeq and is a predicted model, not a curated record.
CCCCGGCCCCCAGCGCGCCGGGCAUCGUUUCGCGUGUUGGUCUGAGCCACGGCAAGCAAGGAAUAUGAACAGGAAAACAAGGCGCUGGAUCUUCCACAUCUUCCUGAGCCUGGGGAUUGUGUAUAUCAAGAUUGGGGGUUUCUCCUCUGUGGUGGCCCUCGGAGCCAGCAUCAUCUGUAACAAGAUCCCGGGGCUCGCCCCCCGGCAGCGGGCGAUCUGCCAGAGCAGGCCCGACGCGAUCAUUGUCAUCGGGGAAGGGUCCCAGAUGGGCAUCAACGAGUGCCAGUUCCAGUUCCGCAACGGGCGCUGGAACUGCUCGGCCCUGGGCGAGCGGACGGUCUUCGGCAAGGAGCUGAAAGUGGGAAGCAGGGAGGCCGCCUUCACCUACGCCAUCAUUGCAGCCGGCGUGGCCCACGCCAUCACGGCGGCCUGCACGCAGGGCAAUCUCAGCGACUGCGGCUGCGACAAGGAGAAGCAGGGCCAGUACCACAAGGAGGAGGGCUGGAAAUGGGGCGGCUGCUCCGCCGACAUCCGCUACGGCAUCGGCUUCGCCAAGGUCUUCGUGGACGCGCGGGAGAUCAAGCAGAACGCCAGGACACUCAUGAACCUGCACAACAACGAGGCCGGGCGCAAGAUCCUGGAGGAAAACAUGAAGUUAGAGUGCAAGUGCCACGGGGUCUCGGGGUCCUGCACCACUAAAACCUGCUGGACAACGCUGCCCAAGUUCCGGGAGCUGGGCUACAUCCUCAAGGACAAGUACAAUGAGGCCGUGCAGGUGGAGCCCGUCAGGGCCAGCCGCAACAAGCGCCCCACCUUCCUCAAGAUCAAGAAGCCCCUUUCCUACCGCAAACCCAUGGACACAGACUUGGUGUACAUCGAGAAAUCCCCCAACUACUGCGAGGAGGACCCGGUGACGGGCAGCGUGGGCACGCAGGGCAGGAUGUGCAACAAGACGGCGCAGCAGUCCAACGGCUGCGACCUGAUGUGCUGCGGCCGCGGCUACAACACCCACCAGUACUCCAGGGUGUGGCAGUGCAACUGCAAGUUCCACUGGUGCUGCUACGUGAAAUGCAACACUUGCAGCGAGAGGACAGAGGUGUACACCUGUAAGUGAGCGCCUGCCCUGGCCGCUCCCCGGCCUGGAUACAUUUGCACAUGCACUCGACGUAGCUGAGCGGAACUGCGGGAAGAGCUGCUCUCCCUGAAGAGAUGCUCACAAAUGGAGCCCUCUCUUCUCUCCUCAUGUUUGUUGCUGAU